Molecule: messenger RNA, 1427 nt
Organism: Galdieria sulphuraria
Lineage: Eukaryota; Rhodophyta; Bangiophyceae; Galdieriales; Galdieriaceae
Exons: 4
Coding region: 9-773 (254 amino acids)
Source: RefSeq, a predicted model, not a curated record
GAUUUCAAAUGGCGCCUAAUCUUCAACGUAUUUCGAUGCUAUCCCAUCAUCCUUCUUUACACUUUUUAUCCAAACUAUCCACUUUAUCCUUACAAAGAAACCAAGAGAAGCAAGCUCUCGUGGAAGAAUUAGAAGAAAGGAUUGAACUAUUAAAUAGACUAGAGACGACUCUUAGCAAAACUCUCAACUGUUUUCCCGAGGAACUUGUUACCUUUUUGAAAAAUAAUGACAGUGUUACUAGUUUGGCAGAGUUUGCAGCUGAAUGCAACGUCGAUCCGUUGAGAGAUACUCAGACUGAACUGCUGAUAGCAGCUUCUCAGAAACUAGAAAGAUGGUGGCAAGUUGAGAAACUAGUAGAAGAAGAGAAAAAGAGAAAUUAUGAAGCGGAAAAACUGUUAAAAGAUUUUGAGGCUUUUAAAAAAGAUUUAGAAACUGUAAUAACUGGCUUCAAAGCAGAGCAAUCUUCCGCUACUCAAGCAAGUGUCGACCAAGAAAAGAAAGCUUUGGAAAAACUUAAAAAAGCUUUUGAAAGUUAUGAAGCAAACUCUAGUUGCCAACCUGUUGAUGUGACACAUGAAGAAGUUGUAGAACUAGGUAAAAAAGUAACUUUGUUGGAAGCGCAAGUUAUUGAGGAGCAGUUGCAACUCGAUACUUAUCAGAUGCUUCCUCAGGAUCCUGUUUUGGCCAGAAUUGUUCUCGAUGAAGCCAAAGAAAAACUGAAAGAGUUUAGUGCAGAAAGAGACAGCAUAUUACGAAACAUGAAAUUUGUUUAAUAUUUAGUCAAUAUUUUUGACACUUUUCUUAUUCUCCAGAUAUACUAGUCGUACAAUAUUUCAUACUUAAAAAGAUACCAAGUUUAUAUUUCUCUUUAAAGCCUUGGGAACUUGUUGGGGUUCUAAAAGUUUUGCUUUUGAGAUACGCCAAACUUGUAUGAAAGUUGUGUGCUUUUACCUCCAAAAGGAGAAAUAGUAAUAAACACUAGUGCCAAAAUUUUACGAGUAGUUUAUUUGCAUUUUCAUACUUUGUUGUUUUCAGCAUGUUUUAUAUUUGGAGUUCUCGAAAAGUCUCGGAAUUAAACCAAGUUUACCUAUCACGAUAUCCCUAAGGAAGAUAAUCAAUUUCUCCCUAAACAAAUAUUUCAUUUCAACAAUUUUUUUAGAUAUCUGCUUUUUUAAUCAUAAACCAUCUUUCUACCAGUAAUCUGUGUUUUAUCUCAUCUCCUCCAAUCAAUCAAUCAUGAAUUCACUCCAUAAGAAGAAUUGUUAUGGUGUUGCAACGGCUUCAUUUCUACCAAUCAUCAACUGUGGAUUGGAAUAGCAAGCAUUUCUCUUCCAUAGUGGUGACCAAUACAUUUGCUUCCUCACUAAAAUGGCUCUUUUGCUAAAGGAAGCACCUAAGUUUGCCAGAAUAAACUGUCUCCAACUUGU